AUGAACCGCAACAACAACAGCAGUGCCAUGGGCAAGAAUGGCAGCAACAACAACAACAACAACAACAACAACAACAACAACAACAACAAUAACAACAACAAUAACAAUAAUACCAAUAAUAUCAAUAACAGCAUUUGUCCUUUCCAGGUAAACUUGAAUAGAGGAACAAAUAACAACAAUACCAACGACAAAAACAGCUCAAACAACACACCCAAGGACAAGCAGGGCAAACGAGAUGUUACCGACAGCACGACACCGGCGUACCCAGAUUCCACCACUCUCCUCAACCGAUCCACAUCCAGCGCAAAGAUCCAACUUUCAGAUAUGCAACCUGUCGAGACCAAGGUUGUGGAGCGGAUCAAAAACCUCGAGAUAUCAAUUGAACAACACCGGGCCUCUCAUGACCAACUCGAACAAAUCACCCAGUCGCUUCAACAGGAACUGACCGCCGUCAAAGAGAAACACGAAGCAGUGGUUCAGGUCGCCGAUGCCAGGACUCGGGAACUCAAGAGUGCUAUGGAUGAGCUACAGGAAACCAGUCUUGCCAACAGCGGUCGGCUUCAAGAGCUUUGGGAGCUAGUCCGACAGUUGUCCGAGGACCUGGCAAGCAAGGAGGGGCAGCUGGUAGAGAUCCAGAACCGGAUCGAGGAUCUGAAGCAGAAUCGAGAGGAGAUCUUGCAGGACCGAGAAGAGACAGAGCGGGAGCCUCUUGAGAUUACUCAGAUGGAGAAGGCCAAGUUGCUGGUGGAAUAUGAAGAGAUCCAGGGGAUCGAGCAGUCUUGUGUUGAGAUCAUAGAGGAGCUUAAGAGAUCCUUUUCGCCAGAAGAGAUUGAGAAGAAGCGAGCCAAAGUCAUGGAGAACGAGGACAGGAUAGCCCAGCUUGAAAGCAUGACUGCCGAGAGCAAGACGUCCUUCAUGAUCGAUGAACGGAACGCCGAUGAACUGAUCCUUCAGUUUGAUAAGGUGUAUGAGCGCAGGAUCCGGUCGCACACUCAUGAAUUCGAAGGCCUGGAACACCAAGCCAUGGAACUUGAAAAACAACGCGAUCAGGAGGCGAACGCGGCACUGGAAGAGUACCUUCGUCUCAACCAACUCUCCGUCGAGGCAGAGGAAAGCGCCAGUCGGGAAGAAUUCAACCUGCUGGCGGAAAGGGAGAAGCUAGCCGAGCUGGAGUCAACGUUAGAAGCUUUGAAGUUGGAGCUCGUUCAACGCCGGGAAACGGCUACUGCCUGA
Messenger RNA from Linnemannia hyalina, 1233 nucleotides. Lineage: Eukaryota; Fungi; Mortierellomycota; Mortierellomycetes; Mortierellales; Mortierellaceae. The record is from the annotation of a GenBank genome assembly.